Molecule: messenger RNA, 2540 nt
Organism: Botrytis cinerea B05.10
Lineage: Eukaryota; Fungi; Ascomycota; Leotiomycetes; Helotiales; Sclerotiniaceae
Exons: 1
Coding region: 707-1282 (191 amino acids)
Molecular function (GO): oxidoreductase activity, acting on CH-OH group of donors; flavin adenine dinucleotide binding
Source: RefSeq, a predicted model, not a curated record
GAAAAAUGAUACGUUUAUUGUAGGAAGUGAAACUUCUGGACUUGGUAUGUAUAUAUCUAUCUAUCUAUCUUCCGCUCUACAUAAUCAACAAUCGAGAUCAAAUCACCAUUUCAAAUCCCCAACCCUCCAAACCGUCCUUCCCUCUUCUUUACCCCCUUCGUCCCCAUUCCUUUACUCCCCUACAAACUUCGUUCCCCUUCAAAAAAACAUUUACUCGUUCAUUUCUUUUCCUCCCCUAAAAGUAGUAGCAACCCGUCUCACCCAAGACCCAUCCAUCCGUGUCCUCGUUCUCAAGGCAGGAAAUGAUCAUUUUCCAUCCCCACAAUCACCACACCCAGUCUCUGGCCUGCGAAUCUGGACACGGAGACCGAUUGAGCUUUUUUGAUUGCUUCGCAGGUACGCUCUGAGGUUUUCCCUUAUGGAUUUUCCUUCUUAUCUACCUGUCUUGUUUUUCCUACCCCCUUCUUCCUCGGAACUUGAUAUAUUCGAUCGAUUCCCGAUAUCACGGGACUCAAGAUAAACGUACCAGAAACAAAAACAAAGAAAGACGAUCUGAUAAAUCCCAGAAACAUCUCAACGGUAAGCAAAUCCCUCUAUCCCAAAGCCGACUUCUAGGCGGCUCAACCGCCAUCAACGGCGGCGCAUUCAUCGCCAAAUUCCGCUUCAGCAUUGAAGCCUGGGAAUUUCUCGGAAACCCCUCUUGGUCAUGAGACUUCCUACUUUCCUAUUAUCAAAAAUCCUUCACCCUUACACUCCCACUCCCGAAACCAUAGCCAACCUAUCCCUCUCCCACAUCGAUACCGACCUCCAGAAAAACUUUUCCGGACCCCUCCAAGUCUCCUUCUCGGAAGAGAGAGACGGACUCCCAAAAGCCUGGGUAGACUCAUGGAAACACAUGGGCCGGGGUCUUUCCAGCGCUCCCUUUACCGGAGACGCAGUAGGCGGAUACAUCAACGCGAUGAACAUUAACGCGGCGACCAAAACGAGCAGUCAUGCGCUAUCCGUCUACUAUCCCCCUAUGGCGAUGCACGAGAACUUGGUCGUGGUAACUUCGGCACUGGUGACUAAAAUCGUGUUUUCGGAUUCGAGAGAUGAGAAGGGCGAUAUACUCGCCACGGGUAUUUCGUACACCAAAGACUCGCACAGCUGUACCGCUGUCGCGAAACGAGAAGUGGUUCUCGCGGCAAGCGCGUUGCAAACUCCCAAAUUGCUUGAAUUGUCUGUCUGGGAUUGGUUCUGCGGCUCUGCUUUCGGAUCUGGAUAUUCCGGUACUUGUCGAUAAUGGAAAUGUGGGCGAGAAUCUACAAGAUCAUCUCAAUUGUGGGUUUUAAUUUGAAGUAGAAGAGGGGGUAAAAACAAUGGAUGCAUUGGCACGACAAGAUGGUGCUGCGAUUGGGGAGGCAAUGGGGGUGUAUUUGAGCGAAAAGAGCGGACCAUUUGCAACCGGAGGAAAUUUUUGCAUGGGGGAUCCUACCAGUUGUAGAUUUUCUUGCGGAUGACAGAGAGGAAUUGGACGCGACAUUGAAAGAAUUCGGAAAGGGAUAUGAGAAUAAACACCUUUCUCAGAACCUCAUGCAGAAUUCGUACAAUCUCUUCUCCGAAGCCCAACCGAAGGCUCCGGAGGAUAUUUCUCCUACACCGCGCUUGGGAAUUUUAUCCCCGAAGCCGGCUCUGGCGAUACCAUCGGGAAGCAAAAUGCGAGUACAAGUUCUGAUACUAAGGAUGGUGCUGCUUCACCUGGAAAUUAUCUCACCAUCGCUUGUAUGUUACUGCAUCCGCUCUCCCGUGAAAAUACACAUAUCACCAGCUCCGACCCCGAAAUCACUCCUCAAAUCGAUCCCAAAUGCCUUUCUCACCCCCUCGAUCUUGCAAUUCUCUCUCGCCACGUCCGCUAUAAUUCUAAGAUUAUUUCCCCCCCUCCUCUUUCCACGCAUCUCAAACCUUCCGGGAGGAGAAAUCACGGCGCGCCUUCUGAUAUUAUGGAUCUUGAUGCUGUCAAGGAAUACGCGAAGAAAGCAGCACUGAGUGCAUGGCAUCCAACAAGCACAUGUGCAGUGUUGCCAUCGGAGAAAGGAGGGGUCGUAAGUGAAAAGUUAAUAGUGUAUGGAACGAAGAAUUUGAGAAUUGUGGGUGCGAGUAUUUUCCCAUUGUCUACGAGAAGUAAUUGUCAGACUACAGUUUAUGCGGUUGCGGAGGAGGUGGCAGAUAUGAUUCGGGGGGAUUAUGGGAUUAAGGUCUGAAUUUUGAAGUGUGUAGAGAUGGUCUUCAAUAGGUUGUAGUUGAGAAAAGAGAAAUGUAUUAUUCUCCUUGGUCAAUUUGCAUACCUGAAAAACGAUGCUCUGAAUAUAGCCGAUCUUUAAACGCAAGCGACAAAUGACGCACCGAGGUACUCUACAACUAGCCCGCGAGCGAAGGGAUUCGAGUACUCUGGAAAGCGAUUUCAGGAACUUCUUCAAUCGUCCUUGCGAGGAACAUUCCAAACUGCUGUAACGCAGAAUUUAGUUUACUGAUCUCAAUAAUUCCUAGGUCUUACUUAUACA